Linum tenue is the source of this 1137-nucleotide messenger RNA. Lineage: Eukaryota; Viridiplantae; Streptophyta; Magnoliopsida; Malpighiales; Linaceae. The record is from the annotation of a GenBank genome assembly.
AGAUGGUCUUGGUAUGCUAUUUUGGGAUUUGCUCUAACCGAAGCUAUUGCUGGUGGCUUAGUUCCGUGCAGCUCUCUCCACUCUGAUUGGCGAAACAGAACUCUUCCCUCCUCCCCAGCGCUUUUUCCCUCCCUCGGCAACCGUUUUCUUCCACCGAUGGCCGUCGGCGCCGCCACUGCUGUGUCGGCCACCGAUCACAAUCCAGCAAUGAUGUAGCUACACCCCGUAAUCCGGAAGUUCUGUGGGCGCAGCGCUCCGAUCAAGUGUACUUGACUGUUGCCUUGCCGGACGCUAAGGACAUAUCGGUGAAAUGUGACCCCAAGGGUUUGUUCAGCUUCUCCGCUCGCGGGAAACAGGGCGAAACCUUCGAGCUCAAUCUCCAGCUUUACGCUCCUGUUCUCCCCGAGAAAUGCAAGACUAAUGUAGGGUUAAGGAACACAAUCUGCUCGAUUCAGAAAGAGGAGAAAGGGUGGUGGAAAAGACUGCUGAAGUCUGAAGAGAAGCCGGCGCCUUACAUUAAAGUUGAUUGGAACAAGUGGGUGGAUGAAGAUGACGAGGAAUCAACUAUGGACAUGCUGUCAGACGAUGACGACACACUUGCGGAUGAUGAGGAUGCUGAAAGCAAUGACGACGAAGGAAUGCUUUACCUUCCUGAUCUAGAGAAGGCAAGGGGAAAGUGAGCUGUUUCUUAUGCAUGGUGCUGCCAAGGUUUGUUUAUGUGAAUAUAGCCAUUAGCCACCUGCAACUCCUAUGUCCUUUCCCUCUGUCUCAACUUAGCUAGGACGUAUGUGCUGUUUAGAAGUUUAGCUUAGCUCUCCUCUGGGUUUAACUACCAAUACUACUUAGUUCAUCCAUGAUUGUAACUCUGGGAUCUUGUUUCUUAUUUGAAUCGAAUCGCAUAGUACAUGUAGGCGGUUAGCAGAAGGCUCUAGUCUUUCCUGUUUACUUAACUCAUGAAGUAGGCCAAAUGUAGAUAACUAAUGACUCCCCACUAAGAGAGAAGUGCUUUGGAGUUUCAGUUUCUUACUUUCUAUGAGCAAUUAGUGGGUCAGCUAUGCAACUGCUAACUGGGUUCUGGGUGUCAUCAGAUUAUUCACCUGGACACUCCCAACUAGAACAACGGCAGAUUAACAGGGG